CGCCUGUUCGAUGAGCUGACACACGAAACAAACAAAAGCAUCAACGUAGAUUAAAAAAACAACUACGAAUACAAAAUACACAAGCACUCAGUAUACUUUCUUUUGCAUGCAAAGGAGAAACGAAAAUCUGAUAUGGAGACUCAGAUGAGGCAGCGUGUGUUUACUGGGGUGGUCACUCAGAUGCAGGAGCAUCAUGGGAUUGUGGAUCAGGAUGUUCAUUUUCCAAUGAGUGUUGUGGUUGGUCGUAUGCCUGUCGUGGGUGAAAAAGUGUUGGUGAAAGCAAUCCAGGACUCUCAGAAGCCCAUCAGCUGGACCGCACAGAAAGUUCAGACCCUGAACGGACAGCCCUUUAAAUCUCCCCCUCCGCUGCUGCCUUCCAUGUCAUCCAGUCUGAAGCCGGGAAUUUUAGGGUCCAAACCACAACCUCUGCUGAAAUCCCCCAAAAUACCACCCCUGAUUCCUAGUAUGCAGCCAAAUUCUGGCGGGAUGAUCCAGCUGUCCCAUCACCAGCAGAUGGGCUGGAAUGGGCCGUUUGACGGAUGGGGUGGAGGACGGAAGAGGCACUCAGAGGGGAUGGGAGGACGCAGAGGUGGACGCUGGGAGGACGGUGGCGGAGGGCUGUGGGGAGGAGACAUCAUGCACCAGAAACGGAAGAGAUGGAGGGCCACAUCAGAAGAGGAAGCGCCCAAAAAGAGCAGCUCUGCAGCCACACACAGCGUGCCUCUGUUCUCCUGCUUCUCCAGGGACACCCAGGCCUGUGAUUACCUGGAGCUUCAGCGCCGAUAUCCACACCUGCACAUCCUGUCCAUCCUUUUCCACCUCCAGCUGUCCUGGACGGAGAGUUUCCCUCUAGAUCAGCCACUUCCUCUAAGAGGACCCUGUCUCUUCCACAUAGGACCAAACCAGCCGGAGACUGAAGCUGAUGUUUGCGAGUCUACAGAUGAUGCUUUUGCUGUUAGGGUCCUGUUGUUUUCUAUGCCGUGUCUUGAGGACGUGUAUUCACAGUGCUGUAACCUCUCGAAUGACAGUCAGACGCAGAAGGAGGCCGUUCAUCCCUCCACACUUCUCAAAUUUCUAAUAGUGGACAGUGGAGGUGAACUGCGUCUUCCAGGAGGCCACUGGUCCCCUGCAGCGGACGGAGCCAAUCCAGUAAAGGACAGUUUGACGCUGGUCAACACUGCAGUCCGAUGCUUAAAGGACCAAACUGGACUGGACCUCUCGGCCUGCACACAGUGGUACAAGAUGGCGGAGCUGAGAUAUCUUUCAGGAGAUAAAGUGGAGACUGUCGUGGUCUUAAUGCCAGAUGUGUGGAAUCUAGUGCCAGCAGAGGAAGAAUGGGCGAGCUUACAGCUGGAAGAUGACCUGUCGCUCCCAGAAGCUCCGUCUGUGGUUUUUCACCCAUCAGCUGGACUAAAUCUGUCUGCGGUGUCUCUGUCGUCGCUGCUGGAGCCGCAGACCCUGCAGACCAGGGACAGCUGUGAGGUGAGCUUGAUGGCGGAGAUGUUCAGCGAGAUGCUCCAGAGGGAUUUUGGGCUUCAGCUGUAUCAGUGUCUCUGCAGUCUGCCCCAAAACACCAGCGUCCCACAGACUGAAGCCAAACAGGACAACAGCACUCCCAAGGAGGAGGAGAUCAAAAAGUCAGACAAAAAGACGACGAAGAAUAAAGAAGUGAGUGAUGCAAAGAAAACAGUCAAAGAAGAGAAAGACGCAGAGGACGCCAUGCUGACAGAUGAGACUGAAGCUGCGGAAAAACAGCCUUCGAGAGACGGUAAAGGAGUAGAAGAGCAGAGCAGCAGCGCAGCGGACAAUCAGACCUCCAAACACUGUGAGCGUCCUCCAGGCUGGACAGACGAACUGCCUCGGAAAGUGCUUCUGUCCUGCGUGUUCUUUGACCGGCAGCUGACAGGCAGUCUUCGGGAAGCAGAUCUGGUCAACAUCCUGCUGUCGCUCGGCCUGUUUCUCAGUCCUGCUCAGGCGCAAGAUUUGGUCAGAAAGGCUGCUGUCGGUGGACUUUGCCUCUACAGAAAUCUGUGCAGUCGCUGGUCAGACAGCGCUCCGUCAGACGACAGCACCAUAGCUGAAGGAAAUAAAGCGAUGUUGCCCAGCCAGCCGUGUAAGGACAGAGGGUCGGUCCGUCGCACCAGUAACACCGAUGUGGUGAAUUACAAAGGGAAAGUCGUCAACCUGCCAAACCUGCUGCAGUGUCUGGAAAGUAGCAAAGUGGCGCAGCGGGACCUGGAGAAGAGUGUGUCUGCACUACAAUCCAGACUUGAUGCAGCAGAAGCACUACAGGCCUCAGUGAACAGGAGCUGGCCCCAAAGAAAGAGCUGAGGAGGAAACUGGAGAAAGCUGAGAUGCUCAAUAAAACAUACGAGAAGAGUUUGAGAGAAAACACGGGACAGAUGACCGCUGUCAUUGAGAAGAUGCAGAGGAUGGUCGAACAGACAACGACCCUCACAAAUGCGAAUGCAGGAAAGGAAGAGAAGGUGUGAAGUACCGGAAGCUGAUUGGACAGUGCUGGACUGAGUAGAAUAAAAAGAAACCUGCAAAUUAAAUGAUUCUUUAGCUUUGUUUAUUAAAAUAAACGGGUUAUUUAUUAUUGUUAUUAUUUUGGGGUGUACAAUAGUAGGUGUUUUCAUGCACAUAGAUAAUGGGAAGAACUGUGUCAGUGGGCCUUUGUAAAAGUUUUUAUUCGUUAAAAUGAAACUUUGACUCACUUUAGAAUGUAAAACCAUGUGACGUUUUUUAUAAUGGAAAGCAAACAUUGGGCUUCAUGUAUUUAGCUUUAUUUAAUUUUAUUUAGUUAUGAUUUUUGGCAGCUAUGAAAGCAUAAUCCUUCCACAAAACUGUCAACUCUCAUAAAUGGAUAUGACUGUUUGUAGUG
Danio aesculapii is the source of this 2884-nucleotide messenger RNA. Its product is annotated as cell division cycle and apoptosis regulator protein 1-like. The coding region runs from base 133 to 2331 and encodes 732 amino acids. Gene Ontology annotation, molecular function: RNA polymerase II complex binding. NCBI's taxonomy places the organism in Eukaryota, Metazoa, Chordata, Actinopteri, Cypriniformes, Danionidae. The transcript is spliced from 19 exons. The record is from RefSeq and is a predicted model, not a curated record. Gene Ontology annotation, biological process: regulation of DNA-templated transcription; RNA splicing. Gene Ontology annotation, cellular component: nucleus; DBIRD complex.